AUGCUGCCAAGCGCUCUAGUUAGCGUCUACCAGCAGUACAAGGCUGAUACCGACGCGAUCGCUGGAUGGCUUGCUUUGACAGCCAAAGCAGCCAACUAUCCCGGCCAGCUGUUGUCUCCUCCAGCCACGUCCACUGGUCGAUUGAAGGGAAAAGCCAGGGCGCUGGCCAAAGAACAGGCCUUGAAGCCCAAGAAAGCAUUUUUGCCCAUCAAACUUUUCGUUCCUCUUGCUAAAUACAUUACGUCGCUCAAAGCGCCUCGAGUUCGCGUCCCCCAAUCUGUCAUCAACAUCACGGAAAGAGUCAUUCGUCAGAGAUCAGUUUUCAGUUCUCGACUCAGCCACCAUGGGGCCAAUCCUACCGUUGAAGACGAUCGGUCGCACUCUUAUUUUGUCGAUAUUCUCCGGCAGGUUGUUCACCUUUUCCGCCAAAACGUUGUGCCGCCGCCCACUACCUCGACUGAGAACAUAAACGAUGUCGAAUUUGAAAACCGGUUUGCGUCUCUCCAUGUGGAAGAGCCAUCACAAGAGUUCCUUAAUGCGAAAAUUGUUCAGCAGCCUACUACAGAGAACAAUAUUGUCUAUGAAGCGGAGCCACAGACCGAUUUGGAUGACGCCAUUGCGGCGUAUGGAAUGUUACUACAGGACCUCAACAAGAUCCGUGACGAGAUCAAGCAGAUCUGGCUGAGCUGUGCCGAGGGCUCCAUCGAACUAACAGCGGCCGCCCUUGCGACCAAUACCGGCGUUGACCUUGCCAGAUACUUGAUUGAUCAAGUACUUCCCAUCUUUCAACUGCAUGGGGGCGUUGGUGAAGUUGCCGAGGCAUUCGCCCUGCAGUUCAUACAGGAGCAAGACUUGAAUAAUAGUGACUUGACGCCUGAGGAAAUUGACGAGGUUGUUGAUGAUAAGAUGUUUGUUGUCAAUGACUUCAUGAAAAGAUUCGCGAGCUGUCGAGAUUGCGCCCACAGACACAAUGAGCCUUGGAACCCUACUCCACAAGCCAUCCAGGACCUGCUGGAUAAGAUUGAGGACGAAGUUGAGGCGGAUAAUCAGCUUCUAGGAGAGCUCAUCAACAACUUGCUCGCUGUAAGUUGGCUGGCCAAGGAAUACUUGAAGGUGGAUGAAAUAAUGAGUGGCCUGGAUGCGAUGGACACGACAAAGACGGCUCCAUUCUAUGUAUGCUUUGCAUUGCAAGUGACGCUCGACAUUCACCACACUCUCGGCGAUUGGUGCCUCGAGCCCGCGAAGCAGCUUGAUAACGAACUCAACUUCAUGAUCGAGUCUAUUGACGAGUUCUACAAAGGCGCAGCCAAUAUGAAUGGGAGGGCCGGAAAGACUUGUAAUUGCCUCAGGAACUUUCAACAGGAGAUCAAGGAUUUCCAGACUGAUCCGACUAUUGACGUCAGAAAGGAGUUCUACAAUUGUAUGAACUACAAUUGCGAGCCUUCUGAAGAGAGACAUAGAAGCAUGCAGUUAUCCCCAGUCCUCUGUGGACUGACGAUUUUCUACUUCCGCGCCUCGAUGCACGAUUUCGGCUUCAUCGAGUUCGCGCGCAACCGCACCAUUCAGCACGCCGUUCAUCUGUACAACGCUCUCGUGAAGGAAGACCUGAUAGAAACCCCCUGGAGCGACAUGCAGCUGGCCGAGAACUUCUUUGGGCGAUCGAACAUCUUUGCAGGGCAGAAGCCCGCGAGUACGAGAGGUUACCUCAAGCAAAUUAUGCUCCAAGCGGGAAUGACCGUCAGAGGACUGAACGAGCUGUUCGGUGCGCUAGAUGGCCACUCUACUUCUUGCGAGGGGCCAAGAACACGUGGAUUCCGACACAAGAUGAAGGCUGUGAGCCGUGGUGCUCCUGUAUCUGCUAUUUUUAUUGACCGAUACUACAAUCAAUCCAACAGAAUUGAUUACCGGCCCGAGGAUGUCAAUGAGAUCAUCUCGCGCCGCCGUUGUGACGAGGCACCGCUAUCCCCGAACAAAAGUGGUCAACACUCACCUCAUCUACUUCUUCAACCACUCGCUGAAGCACUCACUGAAGAAAGUCUUGAGGUGGCUUUCCCUAGGUUGUUGAUGCACAAGGUGUGUGGCGAGUUUUUAACCAAUGUCAAGAAUCAGUGUGCCGGAACUAUAAAGGAAGUGUCUGGCGAGAAGGCGACAUCGCGGGACAUAGUCUUGUUGAUCUUUUCUGCACUCGUCGGUGACCAAGUUUUAGGGAAAGAGUUGCUCUCUAAGGCUGCUAUGAUUGCCAAUGAUACCGUUGCUUCUGGAUCCGGUAAGAGACUUGUCGAUGUGAUGGAGACGGAAUUUGAAUUCUCCAGGGAGCAGUUGGAGGAAGUUUGCUCCAAGUCAAAGUUAGCAGAGGAUUUCUAA
Messenger RNA from Clonostachys solani, 2364 nucleotides. Lineage: Eukaryota; Fungi; Ascomycota; Sordariomycetes; Hypocreales; Bionectriaceae. The record is from the annotation of a GenBank genome assembly.